UUUUGACACACAGCGUAUUUAUUGUUAUCACGUUUAAUUUUGUAUAGUAUCUUUACUAAUAAAAUAAUCAACACAAUGCCUGUAGACUGCCAAAGAUCUACAUCGGGUGGGAAAGGAAACCGGGGUAUGUUUAUCGACCGUAGUCCUAAAAUUUGUGCGGCGGGUCUACCCUCUCAACAGCCAGAUAAUCGAGUCGCUGAUAACUUGCAAUAUUAUCUUGUGAAGGAUGAGGUGGAUGCACUAAUUAGCGACGCUAUCUUGCCUCCGAAACACCCCAGGCCUCUUCCACCUCUACGUCGUCCUAUACCACUAGACAUGCGUCAUGCCGGAUUGUUCGGUGAAGGCAUUAGUUUAUUAAACCCACCGAAUAAAUCGAAAUUUCAAACUCUAGUUGAAGAUUUUAAGGAUACUAGUUAUUCUUCCUAUUGGAAAAAAUCGCUAGGAACUGUUAAAGAUCCAAUGCCAAUGCUACCUGAAGGACUAGAUAUGUACAAAACGACCUUUGGAAGGAAGUUUACUGAUGAAGGAUCACUGUAUGAUUUAGUAUUCCCAAAAAAACCUCUUGAAGGCACGACACCGGUUUCUAAAUUAGCUGCCGUCCAAAUAGAUCGUAAUUAUUGCAAACCACCAUUUAAUGCAGAUUUAACAUACGGUUAUCGAUCUUAUAUUGACGAACGUGGUUUACAGGUCAAAACUUGUUUAACAGAUAAUAAUGUCGUUGAUGGAAAUGGAAAUCGAACGGUUUUAAACACCGUUCACUCGUCUCACCAGGAAUUUAAUAAGGCUAGAAUUGGAAAAGCCUUGGCUCCCAAUAAUAAUAUCAACAAUGUACCAAAAGGUUACGCAUUUGGAAUUUCAAGUAAACCAGAGAAUCUAAAACAAUGUCUUAGCUUAUGUGAAAUCAAUCCAGAAUGCGACUUUACCAGAAAAUGCUUUGCUCAUCUCAAUACUGUUCGUAAAUGUAUGUCAACUCGAUUUUUACCUUCAUUUUUUAAUGACUUUUAUUUGAAACUCAAAUAUUACGAUACCGAAAAGCGCGGUUGGCUGCCUCGUGAGGUGUUAUAUAAUUAUUGUGCUUCGAAAUUUAUAAGAUUUGAUCCAUCAUUAAUAGAACCUUUGUUAUCAAAGUGGGAAGCUUUCGAUGGAGAAAAUAUUGACUAUAAGUUUUUUUCUCACAUGAUAAAUUACAAGGAACCCAUAGAAAACAUCCCACAUGUCCCAGACUUACCUUCGGAUUGCAUUGAUUUCUGCACGGUUUACAAUGAAUUCAUGAGACCUGUUCAAGAGAGGGAUAAGACUCGAAUGGCUGGAAUUCCGUCUGGGAGGUACUUCGACUUAGAUCAUCCUAUAACACCUAAUUUUUGCUGCAAAGCUGUUAGAACGUGCCUCCCACAAGAGUCAGAUGCCAUGUCAUGUCUAACUCCGAGCGUACUUACGUUAAUGCAUGUCAACCACCGUGACAUGUAUGCUAAACGUGAACCUGAUGUUGUAAAAAAAGUAUUCAAAGCUGCUGGCGAGGAUUUUAGUGAUGAUAAAUUUAACGAUAUUUGGGAGGAGGCUAAAAAAUAUCAUUCCCAAGGAUGGGUCUGUUUUGAGACCUUUAGACAGGCGUUGCAAAAAGUUUGUGAAGCGGAAAACACAAGAAAAUAGAUUGUAAGAAAUUUUUAUUUAAUCGAUAAACUACUUUACUUUUAUAGUUUUAAUUACAUUUGUAACAUAUAGUUUUACAGUUAUAGUUUAGUUUAAUAAUUCUUUAAUUUUAUGUUGCUAUAAUUAUUCUGAAACUCUUACUAAGAUGUACUUAAAAACAUGGGUUAUUAAGUACAUCUUCAAUUUCAUACUAGUUUAUGAUAUUUUUUUUUAUUGUCCUGAAUAUUUUUUUUAA
Messenger RNA from Papilio polytes (common Mormon), 1885 nucleotides. RefSeq names its product EF-hand domain-containing family member B. Lineage: Eukaryota; Metazoa; Arthropoda; Insecta; Lepidoptera; Papilionidae. The coding region runs from base 76 to 1650 and encodes 524 amino acids. The record is from RefSeq and is a predicted model, not a curated record. The transcript has a single exon.